Molecule: messenger RNA, 3215 nt
Organism: Esox lucius (northern pike)
Lineage: Eukaryota; Metazoa; Chordata; Actinopteri; Esociformes; Esocidae
Gene: ccdc92
Product: coiled-coil domain containing 92
Exons: 5
Coding region: 277-1239 (320 amino acids)
Source: RefSeq, a predicted model, not a curated record
CAAUGACGCUUACGUUAUGAAAGACACAGCUCGACCGCCACGACUUGCUAAUCAACCACCAGCUCAGGGAGAUGAAAGAAAACGUUCACGGUCACAGCCCAUCUCUGUUUUCUAGACAAGAGGAUCUUCUUGACCGUAUCAACUACAAUGCCUAACAUGGCAGAACGGAUGUAGCCACACUAUCAAUACCAGGCAACAAUUGAUAUAUUAGUGAAUAUUCGGCGAUAUAUUUUAAGGUAUCCAGGACUGUUGAGCGUGUCUUUUGCCUUGUCUACCAUGGCGUCCUCCAACGAUACCUUGGAGAAUAAGCUGCACAGCGCCCAGAAUAACCUACUUUUCCUCCAGCAGGACCAUGCCAACACACUGAGAGGUCUACAUGCAGAGAUCCGCAGACUACAACAGCACUGCACAGACUUGGCAUAUGAGCUGACAGUGAGAAGUUCAGAUCCAACAGAAAACAGCGAGGCACGCUGCAGGGAGCUGCACAGUAAGUGUGAAGAACUGGAGGCACAACUUAAGGUGAAAGAGGAGGAGAAUAUCGAGCUGCUGAGGGACUUGGAGCAGAAGAAUGCCAUGAUUUCUGUCCUGGAGAACACCAUCAAAGAGCGGGAGAAGAAGUACCUGGAGGAGCUGAAGAUGAAGAGCCACAAGCUGGCUGUCCUGUCCGGGGAGCUGGAGCAGAGAGCCAGCACCAUCGCCUACCUCACCGCUCAGCUCCACGCCACCAAGAAGAAGCUCCUGGCAGGCAGCUCGUCAGAGGUCAGCCCCAACGUCAGCCCCGUGAGCUCCUACAAGCCCGCCCCUCCCCCGGCCAAGGACUGGCAGCCUGGCCCCGAGACGCCUCGGCGGCGCAUGAAGAAGAGCCUGUCUCAGCCCCUGCACUCGGAGCUAACCGAACUGUACCGGCUGGGUUCUGAUGGGAGGAGAACGGUCCUGCGGGAGGCUGUGGACGCUAUGCCCGACCCCACCCCUUUCCUGCAGGCCGCCCGAGACACGCCCGACCUCCAGAUGGUACGGCCUGCCGUCAUCCCCCCCAUCGCCUGCGACCGCUCGUCCAGCCCCCGCCACAGCCCGGCACGGGACCGUCAGCACCGGGCGCACGUGGGUGUGGCCCACCGCAUCCACCACAGCAGCCCUCCGUCGGCGCCGCCUCAGCCGGAGCUGGAAGUGCUGGCUGUGGACCAGGUCAAUGGGGACAAGGUGGUGAGGAAGCGCUCGGGGGCGGACAGAACAGUUUAACACACACACACAUUACCUACUGUAUAAUCAGCUGCUCUUUACGCGACACUGUGUCAGGCAAAGAAAGUAAAAUGGAAAACAGACAAAAAAAAGAACCAUUUAACAUCGUUCAUGGUCCAUCCAUUCACAAACUGUAAGAAACUACUGUAAGCAUGCCAAAUGUUUCAAACCCAUGUGACUUACACCUCCAUACGCAUUCUUAGACUUCCCUGCAUCUCCUUUCGCCUCCUAACAUAUCCCUGUAUACUCAUGAACCUCCUUAAACAUUCAUACACCUCCUUACCACUCCAUAAACCUCCUUAAACCUUACACAUCGUCACACCUUCCUACUUCUCCAUACCCCUCCUUACAGCUCCAUUUGGCUUCAUCUGUCUCUAUCUUUCAUUGUGCUUAUAAAAAUCUCUGCCAAACAUCUGCAUUACUGACUGUUUAUCUGGCAAAUCCAUACACAUAUUGUCAUAGUUCAUACUACAGUUAAGUUAUUCAUGCUUCAUCAGCAAUACAUAUCAGAAAGCUACCGUAUUAUUCAGCAGCUACCCACGUUUUAGGAGUUAACUUAUUAAACCCAUACUGAUGGAUUUUUUUUUCAUACUGUGUUGUUAUGACAUUACCACAGGAUAACAAUACAACAAGAUAGAAUCACUCACCAAAUAAUUGGUAAUUUGUUUAAUGGAGAAUUCUACAAUGUUUGAUAGUGAAAGGGUCCUCAUCAUGGAAAUUAAUGGACGUUAAGGGGAUUUGCAAGUAUGUUGUGUAUUUGUUUAUUUUUUUUUGCCAAAUCACCGUAAGUUACAUCAACCAAAUAUUUUUUGGAUACUUUUUUUAAACAACUUAUUUUUAGCAGUGGCUAAACAUUUGUCAUGGUGUUACUGGUUGCUUAUAGAGAACUAAACCGUCAAUAUUUCUUUUUUUAUUGGCCCAUAGACUACUUUCAGGGUGAGGAACCAUCUAACAUCAAGUUGUAGUUACCGAAGUCCUUCCGAAUGAGUCAAAUAGAGUGAAUGUUUGUAUGUGUACGUGAAAGCACAAUUGAGGUGUCAUUGUCAUUGUGGAUCUAUGCUAACGACGGACAUAGUCAUGGUGCCAUAAUCCACAUAAAACCUGGAGGCAAAAUGUGACUGAUUUUUUUCUUUUUUUUUAUCGCAUUGUAUCAUUCAUUUAUCGCAUAAUGCAUUUUAGAAUCACUUUGAAUAAGUUCUCUGUUUAGGCUUACCACGGCUCUGCAGUUUGAUACCCGGUAAAUCUCGUCAGGACAAGGUGACGUUUGAGUUGCUUUUCCUAACGCGAAGAGACGCUCUUGAUUUCCACUCUUACAAUUUCAGUCAAUAGUGAAAGUGAUAACUUUGGCAUUACUAAAAGAUUGUAGACACACAUCUUUGUACAACCUUUUUCAUUUAUAAUAUCUGUAAAUAUAUAAUAGAUUAUUUUAUUUAUUUUAAUGGUUGUUUUACUUACAUUUUAAAAGACACCUCAAGUAUGGAAACUAAUGGAAUUGUGGUAACAUAUUGUCAUGCUUCUCACUUCACACUGGUUCCUGAUUAAUAAGUGCAGUAUAUGCAGUACAAUAAAGCAGACCAUUUUGUUACUUAUUCUUACUGUGUUUUGGGAAGAAUUGAGCCGGUCAUAGGCUUUUACCACUUCAAAGAAGUCUUGGAGGCGAGGCUAGGAAGAACCUGGAGAGGAAACGUCUUUCAGGUUUCCAGUGGACAUAUGAAAAACUGGUGAUUGUGUGCAUUGUCAACAGUUUCUAUACUGGGUGGGGGUCAAAGAAGACCAACAUUGUCACUGUCAUAAGUUAUUAUCGAUUCUAAAGAUGGUAUUUGACAAUGCAUGUUCGUUUGGUCGAUGGCAAAACGGCAUGUAUUACUGCUAAUAUCGUGUGGCAUUGCUUCUUGCUGUGUCUAAAUGAAAACAACUCAGAUUGUUUCCGUAGCUAAAUGUCGAUAUGUUAUAAAACUAUGCUUAUGUUAAAAACU